AUGGAUCCGGUGAGCGCUUUAGGAGCUGCAGGCUCGAUUGUAGGAAUCGCCAGUUUCGGAAUUCAGCUGUCCAAGGUACUCUUCGACUUCUGUAACCAGGUCGGUUCUGCCCCCGAGAGCCUCCAGGCGGUUUUAGACGUUCUUGAGUCAACCGUAGAGGCGUUAGGAGAGGUCAACCACUUCCUGAAUACCGAGAUCCGCGCCCACCAGCAUUAUAAAAAAACUUUCACUUACUCAACAAAGUGGUUGCUCAGCGUCAAACGAACUGCCGACAAGUGCUUGAUCGUAUUCUGGCGGAUUGAAGCUGCAAUCAUCGAUACGUCCAAGACCACAGACAAAGAAUUGAUGGAUCGGCUCGCCAAUUACAACAAACAAGUUUCAGCGAACAAUUCCACAAUCCCAAUAGAAAUCGAACUGAGACUGAAAGGAAUCACGCUGAGAGUCCCCAAGCGGCUUAGAUGGCCGUACAUUAUACCAAAACUUGACGCAUACAGCCAACAGCUUCAACGCUUCCAGGUCAAUCUAGUAUUAAUGUUCCAGGUGAUCACACUUGCAGAGCAACGGUCGAAGCCGCUCCGUAACAUUGAGGAUUUCUGGGUCAUGAUGCGCACAUAUACGAUCAUCUCGAAACUUACUACCCCCGAGGAACUCCGUGCAAUUGCAUCUGACACAAUUGGGUUCCAUUCAACGAGUAAAAAUCAUACCACAGAUCCUCUCACAGAAAGGAUACAAAGAUCACAGCGAGGUAAAAAUAGGCCCACCACCGAUGGCCAACAGUGUGAUCACGACAUUAAAGUGGUGGUGGAGGAAAGACCACUAGUGCCAUCGCCAUUUACUCCAGAGAUGACACACGAUCAAGUCGAGAAGCCCGAUGCUCGAGAUUUAGUAUAUAACGUUUCAAAAGACAAUCAUAUUGGCAACAAUAGUAGUCAUUUAAUAGAUCAGACCAAAGGGACAGCUGGCAUCUCUUCCAGGACUAGUCCUCUGGAGAAGGCACAGGGGUCUUCAGAACGUGUCCGUUUUGUCGAUGUGGUUUCGACUGACAAAGAACACACAGAUCAGGUUACUGAAACUAAUAAAUCCGGCAAAAGAGCAAACAGGGGAGACAUUAGUUGUAUGCCUAACUGUACACCGACAGAAUCUACUUUCAAAGUCGAAGGCAUAGAGGCUUGGAGUCGAUCACACGCAAAAGCACCACAGACCACGAUAAUACACGGGAUCAGUCAGGGCCGAGAUACAUAUCACACGAAAAUGCAUAAAGAUAUUGAUGAAAUAGACUCAAUGUUGGAGCCGGCGCGCUCGAAGACAUCAGAACGUCCCGAGCAGCACAACUCCAAUAUCAAAACGAGCGCAUCGGAUGAACUCAGCUUGCCCAGAAGGCUAGUUUCAGCAUGUCUGAUUGAUAGCGAGUCGGCACAUGUGCUGCCACAGCCAGUAGAGUUGGGAAUUAGAGACAAGAUUCUCAAGAGCCUGAAUUGGUGGCCAUCGAAGAAAGGUCUCACCAGAAAACUUGCAUUUCUCAGCGUCGACGACAGAAAUAUUCUCGAAGAGUUUUUGGACUCUGGAUCAUCACCCCUGAAGCCCGACCUUGUUCGCCUGAAGACCAUAAAGGAAAUACCUUGGAAGUUCUGGGGAAAGCAAAAAGCAGCAAGAAUUGCCCUUUUUGAGCACGAAAUCGGUGAUACACCCAGAAGAAGCUCGGAUUCAUUGCACUAUCUCGCUGACGAUGUCAAAUUCCCUGGAAGUGAAGAUCGGGCCCGGAUUGACAGGGAGAUUUUGUCUGAAAACCCCUGGCCUCGGGGUCCAGCAGUAUACCCCUAUAUGGAAGAUGAAUUCUCGGGCUUUGGUUCUGGUGCUACCCAACGUGGUCCGCCAGGUCCGCCUCCACCUCCUGAACCAUGCCCGCCAAAUUACGGAACAUAUCCUGUAACGCUCCCACCACAAUUUGUUCAAGCGGCAAGGCCAGUACAAGACAUUGAAAACAGAGUUCAAGAUGUAUCUCAUAUGCUGCUACUUGAGGAUGAGUAUCGGAAACGGUUUACAAGUCUGAAAGUAUGGACAGUUCAUCCAUAUAUCAGUCAACAGUAUUUGAAAAGUUCGGCAACAAAUUGGACACGUUGCAUGGUUUCUCAAGAGUACUUCAACAAAGAGGAACUAGAGAAGCGAAUUCAAAUUUUGGACAGCCAGACGGAUGAUGUGCUAGAGAAAAAGGCAGCACUUGAGCCAGAUCAGCGAGCCCAAAUUAUCCAUCUCCUCAGCACUACCAACUGUCGAGAGACUAAUCCUAAUUAUGAUUGGAGCUUGCGCCAAAUUGAGAUUGUUAAGGACAGGAGAGGGAGGCGUACCAAGCAGGUUAUUGCCAUGCUGGUAUAUCUGAGCCGGGCUCCCCGCGUUGACAUGAAUGUCGCCGCACUUUACAAAUUGGAACACCAGAUAGUUCCGCAGAUAGACGGCCCUCCACCGUGCCACACCAACUAUCAGACAGCUUCUAUAGCACAACGGGCAGCACCUUCGCAACAAGGCCCAUUUAUCGGCCCGCAUAACCCCCGGCCGGCUGCUGGAGCCCCCUGCAGAGGAGCACUUCCAGGACACAAGGACCCUGCAAGCACAACUGUUCUGGAUGAUGAAGGUACCAAAACUGUAUCAGGGCAGGUGAGGAGCUCUAGAAGCAAAUGUGCAAAGAAGGCUCCACGAGACGGUUCCUCUGACUCCAGUCAGGAAAGCCCUUUUGGCGAAAGGAAACGAGGAAGGAGAUCAAGGAAACACUUCUGGAAACCUAGCGCAUAUGGGCUUGGCAAUGCAUCAAUGAUUGGCGAGGAUGGGAGCGGUAUUGAUGAUUAUGAUGGACGAUCGUCACUUGCUAGGAAUAGGAGGUACCGGCACCGAGGCGGCAGUACCGAACGAAGCAGUAGAAAACACUAUCCCGUGUCAUCGGGUGACAGGACCUUCGAGGAGACACCGCGUUCUGGGAGGACUUUCAAUCAAACUAGGCAGUACUCGAGAGCAGCGAGACCAGUUGGUGGUAAACACAUCGCCAGAUUCGAUGAUGCAGCCUUGGAAAGUAGAGUACCAUAUUAUCGACGACCUGGGUAUGACCUACAAGUCCAGGCACGCCCGCAUUCCCAUGUUCGUCGCCGGUCAUACGAGAGACGCAACCCUGAUAAUUUGCAGGAAAUGCCCACGCAAACACUCGUCACUCGAUCUCAGAGUCCUCGUGGUAGUCAUCAAACAGCAGAAAUGGGUGGUAUUGCCGGCCCCUACAGCAAGACAAAAGACUUCACUCCAUACCCUUCUUAUUUCGACAACAAGGCUCAUGACCCAAGAGUGAGAGACCAGAAGUUGCCAAACGAAGAGGUUAUUGAGCAGUUACUCUUUGAAUGGACAUCCCCUACCUCUAUGGAUGUCGGGAAGGCAGAGCAAAAUGAGGGAAGAGCUCCAGGAGUUGAGUUAAGUCUGCCUGUUCCGGGCUCGGCAAUAUACAAUAAUCAAAGAUACAUGAUGAGCAGUGGCAUAUCCCCGUCGCUGGAGAUUGAGACCGACACUGACGACGGGGGCGUACCUCUCAACUCGGGCUAUGAAGACCAGAGCGGUAACGAGCAAGAUGAGGGUCAAAAUCGACGAGAAUUACUAAAUAUCACCAACCAUGGACCGUUGAUAGCAGGAUCUGGAAAAGCUCCUGCUCGCCGUCCUGCUCAGCCUUCGACGACUUUCGGCUACGUAGAAUCCCGUGAAAGCUCUGCAAAGUCUCUUGGGUUAGCGGAGCCAUCGAAGGAAGCUGACUCAACACCAGAGCAACGGUACGCAAAUACCAGAACAGGAAUGAAUGAGCAGAGACAGAAAAUCUCACGGGGUUCAAAUUUUUCGCUGCCUCCACGCGACACAUGGUCUGAUAUUGGAUGGGCCAAAGAUAUUGUACAAGAUACCGCUUUAGCAGGGACAGAAUAUAGCGCGCCAUCGUUUGUAACAGCCACCAGACCUACGGAGAAGCCAGCACGGUACUCAGUACCGACAUGGAGAAGUCGAAGCGUGCUACCAGAAGCUCAAAAAUUGCAGGAGAUUCGACCUGGGUGGCAGUACAGUGGCCGCAUGGAUGCUGAGGACAGACUCCAGGUAUUGGAGGAAAAGCAAGCAGAGAGGUUACGCGCGUGGCAGGUACGGACAGGACUCAGAACAGUUGACAAGCAUCGUGACGUGCCGGUUAUACCGCAUAUACGAGAUGGAGACGGGAUGAGCUAG
Messenger RNA from Neoarthrinium moseri, 4236 nucleotides. RefSeq lists its product as uncharacterized. Bases 1 to 4236 code for a protein of 1411 amino acids. The record is from RefSeq and is a predicted model, not a curated record. The transcript is spliced from 5 exons. Lineage: Eukaryota; Fungi; Ascomycota; Sordariomycetes; Amphisphaeriales; Apiosporaceae.